UCGCACAAGGACACGCAGCCGAUCGAUGAUUCGCACCAGACCAUGAACGUUCCGGUGAAGGUAGUGGUGCGGUUCGCACCAACCGCACCGCAGCAGGAGGAGGAGCAGCAGCAGCAGCAGCAGGACAACAGAACGAGCACGGAUCCGGACCGGAGACCGGAGGGGGACCAGCAAGAGGUGGAUGAAAACUGUGUACGGUGUGGCGAAGGUCGCACGUUCCGGUUUUCGCACGUGCUCCGCAAUGGGAUCGGCAAUCAGGAGCUGUACUUUGAGUCGAUUGCCGGGUUUAUGGACUCCGUGCUCGAGGGUUACGAUUUCUCCGUCGUCACGUACGGUGCGAAGGGCACGGGCAAAACGUACACCCUGUACGGUGGCCCCGGUGACGGUACAGUGUCGAUCGGUGACGAAGGGAUUGUGUUGUGCUUCGUGCGGGAUCUUUUCUGUCGCCUGAACGCUCACCCGGAGCGCGUAUUUUCGAUCAGUAUUGCGUGGAGCGAGAUCACGGCCGAAGGCGAUGUGCUGGAUGUGCUGGAGAAUGCGGCCAUGGUACAAUGUUUCUCGGUGGAGGACACUUACGCUCUGCUCGGGCUCGGAAUGCAUCGGCGUAAUGCGGAAAAUCACAGCAUACUGAGUUUGGUGCUGGAGCAACAGUGGACUUCGAUCGGUGGAAUGAACCAGCACCGACAAUCGACGGUUAGUUUUUGUGAUUUGCGCGGAACGGAGCGAAUGAUGACGGACGAGGAAACGUAUCCGAUGGAUGGUGGGCUUCGGAAGCUAGAGGACAUCGUGAUCCGGCGCAGCGAUCAGUAUAAUGAAUCGGUAUUGACGGCUUUCCUGAAGGAUUCGUUUGGAGGGCGAGCACAAACGUUGCUGUUUCUUUGCCUGGAUGCGACUCAACUCGACACGAAAGCCACGAUGCGCGAUCUGGAGUUUGGUGAGCAUGCCGAAGAGAUCGUUAACAACGUGGUGAUGAACACUUUCUCCGACAACAACGUACCGGUGGUUCCGUUGAACGAAGAUCUCGGCGGUGGCAAUGCGAAUCCGCUGGAUGGACUGUACUUUGCCUCGCAGCAGUGGGUAAAGUUGCUGAAAAAUGCGGAAAGUUUGUUCACGAAGCUGUUUAGCACCUGCGAGUUGAACCAGACCGAGCGCAGUCAGAUCGAGGAAUGGUUGUACCUGAAGGCGGAAUGUGACGAUUGUUUUAGUUCGAGCGAUAUGAGCCUUCCAACCGGGACGCAACCGAAUGCCCGCAUGUGCUUGGGUCCGAUCGAGGAAAUUGACGAAGCGGAAGAUACAACGCUCCAAAGCAGUGGCAAGGAACAGUUUCAGUCGGAUAACGAGAGCGAUUCCGAUCUCUGCACGCACCUGACGGACGUUAGCGAGCGCAUCCAGAGCUACAUUAAGACGUUUCAAACCAAGACGAACCAGCUGAUCGCGGACAAGUACCAGGAGUUUUUCCAAACACAUCCACCCGCCGCUGCACCGACCGGUGAUUCGGGUGAGCACGAGGAAAAGGAAACCACCACACCACCAGCCGACGGUGCACCCAAAACGUUGGGUCACAAUCCGGCCAGACGGAAGUCGAUCUUUGAUGGUGACACGGUAAGCAGCAACGAGCUGGCCCUCAUCCUGCCACUGAAGGGGGAAACGCAACCGAUUGCGAGUGCGCUGGACAAGAAGCUCGAUACCCUAGGGAGCAAUUUGCGCAUUUGUCAGGCCAGUAUUGAGUCCUUUCACGCCCAGAUCGAGGAAGUGCGCCGUACGAUCACACUGAAGCAAAAGUACAUUGAUGAUUUGAUCGAAAACAGUGAAACGCGUUCGGUUGCCAAGUCACGAUUUAGCAAGAAGAAGCACAAACUGGAGGCUGAGUACGAGAAGACGAAAAAGCAACUCCGGAAGGCGGUCGUCAACGGUACGGAUAAAGACGAGAUCAAUCGGCUAAAGAGCCACACAUCGCAUCUCGAGCAGCGGCUAAAGGAUCUCGAAUCGAUCGGUUUCAUAGCGGGCGAGGCGGGGCACAAGAAGAAAAAACUUCAACAAUCGAUCAAGGAUUCACAGAAACAGCUCGAAGUGUUGCAGCGGCUGCUCAAGAAGGAACUAGACCGUCGCGAAGGGCUCGAGAAAGAGCUGGAGGCAGUCCAGAAGGAAGCACGCACGGUACGGUCCGGAAAUGCAGGAGGCGCGCUGGAGCUAAACGAAAGUCGCAGCAAGAUCCGUAACAUGAACGAACGGAUCUCCCACAUCGAGCACGUGUUGAAGGAGAAAUCGAGUAACUUGAAGCGCUACGUGAACAAGCGUAGCGCCGAAAAGGAAUCGUUGCGCUGCGAGAUACGCAAUCUGCGCCGGACACGCGAUCAUCUGGUGGAGCAGCGCUGUCAGCUCGAUCGUAAGCUGCGCGAAGACAAACGCCCAUCGUUCGACGAAGAGCGUAAGCUGGUCGAGUGCGAUGAAGCGAUCGAAGCCAUCGAUGCAGCGAUCGAGAUGAAGAACGAACUGAUCUGCGGUCGGCGUAGCAUCGAUACGGAUGAAAGUUUGCAGCGAGAAAAGGGUGAACAGAUGUUGAUGGCACGGUUGAACAAGCUGUCCGCCGAUGAGAUGCGUACGCUGCUGUACAAGUACUUCCAGAAGGUGGUCGAUCUGAAAGAAGCCAGCCGCAAGCUGGAGCUACAGUUCAUUUCUCUCGAACGGGAAAAAGAUGCCUGGGAGUGGCAGGAGAAGAUUCUUACCAACACGAUCCGCCAGACACGGCUAGAGAAGGAACGUUCGAUCGUGGCACUGCAGAAGCAGCACGAAACCAAGCUCAAUCUAAUGCUGCGCCAUUUUGCUGCCGAUACUUCGGCUUCGAUCUCGAGCACCCUACCGGACGGUACGCUUCCCCCCUACCACACCCAGACGGCAGAGUUUGUGCUGGGUUCGGGUGCCGCACGCUACCAUCACAUCAAUCACGUCCAGUACGAUACCGAUGGACAGUCGUCGGCGGUUGAGAUACCGGCGCUAAGGGCUACCAAGCAACUGGCACACUACAAAGCGGCCAGUGGAACUGCCGCCUUACCGGUGGUAGCGGCGGGACCUAGCGGUGGUACGACGCUUCGCGGAACGGCACCAGCCCUCGAACCGGCUCCACCGGCGGUGAUCGUCGUGGAGAAGGAUCAGCGACCGAAGAACAAACUGUUCUCGAAGCUGCAAGUGCUGUCACGCUAUCAUGGGAGUGAUAAGCGUAAAAUUUUCCAAUCCGACAUCCCACAGCAGAAUCUCAAACAGCUCCAGGUCGCCUCACGCCCGUCGCUAACGAAGGUAACGCGGGAAAAGAACAAAAUCAUCAUUCAGAGCGAUGGUGGCAGCAGCAGCAAGUGAACG
Molecule: messenger RNA, 3357 nt
Organism: Anopheles aquasalis
Lineage: Eukaryota; Metazoa; Arthropoda; Insecta; Diptera; Culicidae
Gene: cos
Product: kinesin-like protein costa
Biological process (GO): microtubule-based movement; mitotic spindle organization; spindle elongation
Cellular component (GO): microtubule associated complex
Molecular function (GO): microtubule motor activity; ATP binding; microtubule binding
Source: RefSeq, a predicted model, not a curated record